AAUAGGGGCGGGCGGGCCGCGGCAGCCUUGGAGCCAAGUAGAGCCGACCUGAGCCACGCUGAGGGCGCCCAAAGAGGCGCCGAGCCCUGAGCACCCAUGCUGCUUACGUUGGCCUGGGGCUCACUCUUCUUCUUGGGGCUCUUCGCGCUCUCCACCUGGGGGCUGCGCCGCGCGCGGCCUGAAUGGCCCGUGUACGACUGCUUGAUGAUCAGCACCAGGCUGGUUUCUUCAGCACAGGCUGUGUUGGCCACCGCGUCUGGAAUCGUCAUCAUCUUCUACUGUAGAGACGUGGUCACCGACAGCCACUGGCUUGCCCGAGAAUAUAUCUGGUUUUUGGUUCCUUAUAUGGUCUAUGACACCUAUGCCAUGUACCUGUGUGAAUGGUACCGAACCAGAGAACAGAACCGCAGAGACUUCCGCACCAUUUUUCGAAGCUACCUAAGUAAAAACCGCCUCAUGAUCACACACCAUGUGGCCAUUCUGUUGGUCCUAGCGCCAAUUGCACAGCUUAGGGGAGACCGAGGGGACUUCUUUGUUGGCUGCAUCUACACAGCAGAACUGAGCACUCCAUUUGUGUCGCUGGGCAAAAUUCUGAUUCAGCUCAAGCAGCAGCACACCCUUCUGUACAAGGUGAACGGGAUCCUCACGCUGACCACCUUCUUUUGCUGUCGGAUCCUCCUUUUCCCCUUCAUGUACUGCUCCUAUGGCCAACAGCUGAAACUAAACGUGCUCCAAGUGCCGUUCAGGAUCCCUUUCUUAUGCAAUGUGGCCAAUGCCUUCCUCAUUGCUCCCCAGAUCUACUGGUUUUCUCUGCUGUGCAAGAAGGCAGCCGGGCUCUUUGACACUCCCCCAGGAGGAAAGGAUGGGUAAUCGCUCCCAGGAGUCAGGCAGUGAGGGUGUCUCCUCAUACUAGCUGCCUCUUCCACUCAGUAUUCCAUGGACCAAACUAUGCCCUGGGUGGCCUCAGCCUUUUGAGUAUUGAUAAGCAGAUGGGUUUGAGUUUUUCUAAAGAACGUUCACAUUACCUCCCUCUUCUAACCUGCCCCUUUUGCAAAAGCACUUUUCUUUGUAACAACUAGUGGGUCCUGUCAGACUUCCACUGGCAGCAAGGAUAAUAAUGCAAGCCCAAGGGUCCUUCCUUGGGUCUUACCUCAAGGGCUCUGGGAGGUAGAAGCAUGGGGUGUGGAGACAGGUGGACCAUGAUGACAAGCUGGGCACCCAACUGGCCCUAAUAUUGGUGGCUACCCGCUGCGGCAAACACUCAGGGCAAUAUCCACACAUACUGGGCCAGCAGAAGCAAGUGACGACUUGGGUCUUGAAAUAAUUUCUUGUGAUGUUGGCCUACGGAAACGUGGGUAGGUAGUUUUUUAUUGUUUACUAGAGAACCCAUUGGUCUUUUGCCUCAUUCUUUCAUCCAUUUGCCAACAUUGAAUUCUCAUGCCUACUGCCUUCCAGUCAGUAGUCUCAUUAAUGGGGCGGGGGGGCAGGUACGAGGCACAGAUGGGAACCUGAAGCACUUGAGUAGGUAGGGACACUAGUAGGUCAGCAUAUUUGCAGGCUGACUUUGUAAGACCAGUGUCAAACUUGUGAGUUUGUUGUAAACAGAUACUAUUCCCUUUCAAGCCCAGCUUUCCCAGUAUGCACACACACAGGAUGCUCUUGUCAAAACUACAGGGGUGAAGUGGAAAGAUGGCUGCCGAGCUCCUUACUGGGUAACCCCACUCUUUGACACUGUCCUUUUCAUAUGAAGUGGAAAUGGACUUCUACAUUCCAAACCAUGAGAAGUCACAUCUAGACUGGCUCCUGAUAAUCCAGAGCUUGGGGUCCAAAGCCUGUUCCUAAUUUAGCCACAGGAGGCUGGAGAGCAAGAGAGCAUGACAGCCCGGGCCAAAAUGUUGUCUGUGGAUGGGCCCCUUCGCUACCAUCACAAAUGGGGUUCUCUGGUGCCAGUCGUUCCUUACCAGCUAGGAGGGGUUUAGAAACUGUGCUACCACCAAUUUUUUUUCAAGUGGUAGUGAAAAGCUAGAUUUUAAAAAGUGCCUUUUAAUUCAUUGUUGUCCAUAAACUUUUAAAGUACUGAAUAUAUAACAGUGCCUCAAAGUUUGAAUAUUUCCAUUUUUAAUGGGUGCCAUUUAAAAAAUGCAAAAUAUUGUUGUUUUGUUCACUGUCGGUAUAUCUUGUAUAAAUCACCCCUGUGGUGAUUAAAUUGCACUAAUAUUUCCCAACUUACUCUUAUUUGUGAAACACAAUACAUCAAUAUCGACUUCCUGUGAGACCCAUCUGUGACCUGA
Phyllostomus hastatus (greater spear-nosed bat) is the source of this 2291-nucleotide messenger RNA. RefSeq names its product TLC domain containing 3A (gene TLCD3A). The record is from RefSeq and is a predicted model, not a curated record. NCBI's taxonomy places the organism in Eukaryota, Metazoa, Chordata, Mammalia, Chiroptera, Phyllostomidae. Gene Ontology annotation, biological process: lipid homeostasis. The transcript is spliced from 5 exons. Gene Ontology annotation, cellular component: endoplasmic reticulum; membrane. Bases 97 to 870 code for a protein of 257 amino acids.